AGCUGUUCCUGGUGUCAAUUGGUACGCACGAACGCUCCAAGGACUUUGCAGAGGUUACGGGCUUCCCACGAGACAGCUUGUUCGCCGACCCAGAAAACGCGCUGUACGACGCUCUCGGCCUGGUUCGCAGCGUGGGGGCCACAUUCUUCUCAAUCGAAACACCCUUGGCGCUGAAACGCCGCGUGGAGGAGGGCCGUACGGCGGAUCUAGCUGAGGUGUUCCAGCGUUGGCAGCCCUGGAUUCCGCCCAGAAGCGAGCAGGCGCUACAGCAGGGCGGGUUGUUUCUGUUCGAGGGCGACAAGGUGUUGCUCAGUCACCGAGACAAGGCUACCGCCGCACAUGCGGAC
Astrephomene gubernaculifera is the source of this 347-nucleotide messenger RNA. The record is from the annotation of a GenBank genome assembly. NCBI's taxonomy places the organism in Eukaryota, Viridiplantae, Chlorophyta, Chlorophyceae, Chlamydomonadales, Astrephomenaceae.